AUGAUAACAACCACUGAGGAACGACUGCCGCUUGGGGCCGUUCGGAUAGCCGAUGGGAACGUGAUCAUUCCAGCAUCCAGACGUCCGGAUGGCUCUGAGCGAAAGGUCAUUCGAAUUCGCCAGGGGUACGUACCACAAGACGAGAUAGCGAAGUACAAGACGGUUGCGCAACGACGACGCGAACAGCAGUCUAAAUGUGUAAACGAUGUGGACGACACUGCAGUUGAUGCACUUCCGAUGAAUAAAUUGUCUCUAGAGCAUAAAAACGAGGUUCUGACUGCAAGGAUCCAACCAUCUACUGACAAAGCUUCUCGUCAAGAGUUACGAUCUCGACAGAACAUCGAGAUGACAGGAGAGGCACUUGAUACUUUGGGUGAAAAGAUGAAAAACCACCAGCAGCAACUCAAACGACAAUUGACUCGGCUCAACAAAACAUUAAAGGAGAUUGCACGGCUAGAAGGUGCGAAGGAUGAUUUGCUUACAGCCCAGCAGAAAGAUAAGAUACUUCGAAAGUCGACGUUGUUGCAAAAAAGGAAAGAAAUUAUUGCAGAACUAAGUGGAGACACUUCCACAAGGAGAAAUGGUUCUGUCACCAACCCGCGCCCUAAAGUGGCUAUCACAUUAUAA
Messenger RNA from Plasmopara halstedii, 627 nucleotides. RefSeq lists its product as uncharacterized. The transcript has 2 exons. The record is from RefSeq and is a predicted model, not a curated record. Gene Ontology annotation, cellular component: exon-exon junction complex; cytoplasm. Lineage: Eukaryota; Oomycota; Peronosporomycetes; Peronosporales; Peronosporaceae. Gene Ontology annotation, biological process: exon-exon junction complex disassembly. Gene Ontology annotation, molecular function: RNA binding. Bases 1 to 627 code for a protein of 208 amino acids.